CCUGGCCAAACACAAUGGUUGCCUCGGACGAUAUGGGGUCCGGUUGUUGGUUGCAAUACGCCCAAACUCGUCUAGCACUUCGCUUCCACAAUCCAGACCAGGAAACGCUCGCUCGGCGCUUGACUGGGAUUCGUUUUCUUUAUCUCGGGCCUCAUUAGUCCUUGCAACUUCGUUAUCACCCGGCUAUCAGCGAUCGUUGCCUUGCCCAGACCAUGAGGGGUUAGCUACGUACCAUGUGAUGAGCUAUAAGAUGGAAGCUGUCGCCUCGAUGCCGUCAAGAGAGAUCAUCCUCGAUCUUCUCGAAAGCUUGUGGGCAUCACAAGCCUUUUCCAAGGAUUGUCAAGCCUCGGUCGCCGCCCCGCAUUCUGUAUGCGAUAAGUGGGACAAACCUGUUACAUACAUACCCAGCGUCCGAUAACAGUCAACAGCGACCGACCCCUCUCAUCAUGGCCGACACCGAGGCUACGGGCACUGCGGCUCGCAGCAUGUCCAGAGAUGAGGGUAGAUUGCGAGAAUUGGGAUACAAGCAGGAAUUGAAGCGUGAUUGGUCACUCAUUCACAAUUUUGGCGUCUCUUUCAGCAUUAUCUCGGUCAUUACGGGUAUCACUACGCUUUUUCAGUAUGGUCUGACCACGGGAGGUCCAGCUGUCAUGGCAUCAGGAUGGCUCGUCGUCAGCUUCUUCACCAUGUUUGUCGGUCUCGGAAUGGCAGAGAUUGUUAGUGCUAUUCCGUCGGCUGGAGGUCCAUAUUUCUGGGCAGCAAUUCUGGCCCCCAAAAAAUGGGCUCCUUUCGCCUCCUGGGUGACUGGCUGGUUCAAUCUUUUGGGACAGGUCGCAGUGACAACGGGCAUUACAUUUGGUGGUGCUGGGCUGAUCUCGACACUUGCAACAAUCCAUGGCUACGAACCAUCCGCGGGCAAGACGUUGGGCAUAUACGCCGCUCUUCUCUGCUCUCACGGCCUCGUAAACUCCUUCGGCGUGCAUAUCCUGCGUUACCUGAACAAUACUUCAAUCACCUUACAUUCCCUCGGCAUCUUCUCCUUUGCCGUUGCUGUUGUCGCCAAAGCUCCUCAUCAUCAAUCCGCGUCUUUCGUCUUUCAAAAGUUUUAUGAUGGUACGGGUGACCCAGGCUGGUCGGUGAGAGCUUCGCCAGCAUAUGUUGCUUGUAUCGGCAUCUUGAUGUCACAAUACACCAUCACUGGUUUCGAUGCGAGUGCUCAUCUCUCAGAAGAGACUCAAAAUGCGUCUUGGUCAGCUCCAUUGGGCGUGCUAAUGAGUAUCGGCUGCUCUGCACUUUUCGGAUGGUUUCUCAUCCUCUGUCUCCUCUUCAGCAUUCAGGACUUCGAUCAAACCAUUGGGUCGGAAUAUGGUCAGCCGGUGCUUCAGAUUCUAGUUGAUGUUUUUGGGGAAACAGGGGCAAUCGUUCUCUUUACCCUCGUCAUUAUCUGUGUCUGGCACUGCGGGUUGUUCAGUCUUACUUCAAAUUCGCGAAUGAUGUUCAGUUUCGCUCGAGACGGUGGUAUCCCACAUUUCUUCCACAACGUCGAUGCCCGCUUCAGGAGCCCCAUCCGCACGAUUUGGCUCGCUGCGUUCCUCGCAUUUCUACUCGCCAUUCCCAGUGUCGGCUCCUCGGUGGCAUUUUCAGCUGCCACUUCGAUCGCCACCAUCGGGCUAUACCUUUCUUAUGGCCUUCCGAUUCUGAUCGGCAUGAUCAACCCUCAAGGCUUCAUUCAUGGACCUUUCAACUUGAAAUGGUUCUCGCGGCCUGUUGCCAUGAUUGCUUGUGGCUGGAUCAGCUUCAUCACCGUUAUUUUUUGCCUUCCUGAGCUCAACCCGGUGGAUAGUCAGACUCUCAACUAUACGCCUGUGGCGGUUGGCAUUAUUGGUGUCUGGUGCCUUGCGAGUUGGUUCCUUUGGGCACACAAAUGGUUCAAAGGUCCAAUUCGCCAGAUCGAAGCAGAAGUCGCUGGCGUUAAUGUUGAAGAUCCGGCUGCGAUGGAACAGGCCGAGCGAGAAGGCAGGAUUCCGCAGAUCGAAGCAUUAGAAAGCAGCAAGGAAGCGAGUAUGCUCGCUGCUAUGAAGCAAACCUACAACUGAGAGAUAGUCAGGUGUUUGGGUACUUCACCAACCAGAGCACAACAGUAUUGCCUCCAAGUAGAUCGCUUGGUAUCGAACUUUUCCCAGGGCAGUUCAUUGGCGAAAGUGGUUCAUUCUCUGGCAUAGGUAGACACGUGGCUUCCUAUAUCUAUGAUUCUGUAGCCCUGGUACACCAACAUUUGUCAAG
Exophiala oligosperma is the source of this 2283-nucleotide messenger RNA. RefSeq lists its product as uncharacterized. Gene Ontology annotation, molecular function: transmembrane transporter activity. Gene Ontology annotation, cellular component: membrane. The transcript has 6 exons. The record is from RefSeq and is a predicted model, not a curated record. The coding region runs from base 447 to 2096 and encodes 549 amino acids. NCBI's taxonomy places the organism in Eukaryota, Fungi, Ascomycota, Eurotiomycetes, Chaetothyriales, Herpotrichiellaceae. Gene Ontology annotation, biological process: transmembrane transport.